GACGAGGAUGCAGGGGAGGCGGUGGUGGUGAACUUCGAUGACAAGGGCACUCCGGAGGAAAGCCCCGGUUCCACCGCCUCGGGCACAGAAGAGGAAAAGCAGGAGGAAAAAAGUGGGAGGAAAUGGUGGAGACCGACACAGAUCAAGGAGAAAAUCCUUUCCUUCGUCGUCGGCAUUGUGCACGGGGUGGCGGGUCCGGGGGGUAUCCUCGGUGUCCUCCCUGCCGUCCAACUCCGGGACUGGAGCAAAUCCUCUUUGUACUUGGCUACCUUUUGCAUCAUCUCUUCUGUGACAAUGGGGGUGUUCGCGGCCAUCUACGGCGGGAUCACGCACGGGCUGGGCAAGCGCAUGGGGGAACACGACAAAAAGAGCGGAAAACAGCGGGCGGAAAAAUUGGAGUUUGGCCUGAAGAUAUUCAGCGCCCUCCUCUCUUUUGUCGUGGGUGUACUCUGGAUCGUCUUGUCGGCGACGGGUAAGAUGGGGGAGGUCUUUCCCGAGUAG
Messenger RNA from Nannochloropsis gaditana CCMP526, 501 nucleotides. RefSeq lists its product as uncharacterized. The annotation marks the transcript as partial. The record is from RefSeq and is a predicted model, not a curated record. The transcript has a single exon.